Fragaria vesca subsp. vesca is the source of this 816-nucleotide messenger RNA. RefSeq lists its product as uncharacterized. Gene Ontology annotation, molecular function: metal ion binding. The transcript is spliced from 3 exons. The coding region runs from base 231 to 539 and encodes 102 amino acids. NCBI's taxonomy places the organism in Eukaryota, Viridiplantae, Streptophyta, Magnoliopsida, Rosales, Rosaceae. The record is from RefSeq and is a predicted model, not a curated record.
UGAUGACCAUACCAAACAUUUGUCCUAACACAUUAAGUUUUAGCAUGCCAAACCCAAAAAACCCACCCAAGCCCAGUUGAGCCUCACAUUUAAUUUCCUUUCUCCACCCUCUUUAUAAACUCCACCAAGGCACCAAACCACAAUUUUCUCUUGGUUUCAGUCUCUCUCUAGCUCUACCUCUCUUUGUCUUCUUCAGUUUUCAAAUCUGCUCUCGCAUUUCUUCUCUCAGCAUGGCUCAGAAGGUUGUCUUAAAGGUCUUGACCAUGACAGAUGAGAAAACAAAGCAGAAAGCCAUUGAAGCCGCAGCAGAUAUCUUUGGGAUUGAUUCGAUCGCGGCAGAUCUGAAGGACCAGAAGCUCACAGUGGUGGGAAUGAUGGACACAGUUGCAGUGGUGAAGAAGCUGAAGAAGGUAGGUAAAGUCGACAUAGUAUCUGUUGGUCCAGCCAAGGAAGAAAAGAAAGAAGAAAAGAAGGAUGAGAAAAAAGACGAAAAGAAAGAGGGCGAGAAAAAAGAAGAGAAGAAGGAAGACAAAAAGUGAGCAGUAGUUUUAGAAUCAUCAUCUUCAUGUAAUAGUAGACCACCUUCGUGUAGUGACAGACUCCUUCAUAUGAAACUAGUCUUUUUUCGAGUGAACUUGUAAAAUUUACAUGCUUUAAUGCACUGUAAAAUCUUGUUUUCGGCAAGAAGAACAUGGUUCACCUAGCAUUGCUCUUUUUGCCGUAAUGGUCUGAUAAUUUUGUUUUCUUGGCGAUGUAAAAUGUAAAUAAGAAGAAGCUGUCCAGAUUCAAAGAUGGUAUGAGAUGAGUUUUGCUGAU